UCUGCCGUUUCCCCGCUAAUUUCUCUCGGUCACCCGUUGACGUGCGACGUUCCUCUUCCCCAACCCGCCCUCUCAAUUCUCCAUUUCGCUGUUCUAUUCGUUCGAUCCGAUCGGAAUCAGGUGCCGCUCCAUCUUCCGAUCCAUACUCCCAUCUUCUCCCUCCUCCUCGUCGGCAUCGACUCCCAUCUCACCUCCUCGCAACCCAUGAUCUAGAUCGGUGGGAGGACAGGGAGGAGGGGCAGGAAGCCAAGAUGGCUCACCGAGUGGAUCACGAGUACGAUUACCUCUUCAAGAUCGUCCUCAUCGGCGAUUCCGGCGUCGGCAAAUCCAACAUCCUCUCCAGAUUCACCCGCAACGAGUUCAGCUUGGACUCCAAAUCCACCAUCGGCGUCGAGUUCGCCACCAAGACCCUUCAGAUAGAAGGGAAGACGAUCAAGGCGCAGAUUUGGGACACCGCAGGUCAAGAGAGGUAUCGUGCCAUAACCAGUGCGUAUUACAGGGGUGCAGUGGGAGCACUCCUAGUCUAUGACAUGACCAAGAAGCAAACCUUCGACAAUGUCCAGAGGUGGCUUCGUGAACUUAGGGAUCAUGCGGAUUCCAACAUCGUCAUCAUGAUGGUGGGUAACAAGUCGGACUUGCAGCAUCUGAGAGCGGUUUCAGAGGAUGACGGCCAGGUUUUAGCCGAGAAGGAGGGGCUCUCUUUCUUGGAGACUUCAGCACUGGAAUCACUCAACGUCGACAAGGCAUUUCACUCGAUCCUGACGGAGAUCUAUCGCAUCAUAAACAAAAAGGCACUCGCAGCCAAAGUGGCAGCAAAAACGGCAGCCCCCCCGACUCAAGGCACGACUAUCAAUGUAUCUGACUCUGCUGGAGGCUCAAAGGGUGCUUGUUGUUCGACCGCUUAGGUGAUUGCAUUUCAGAAUUAACACUUGUGUUCUGCUUCCCGGUCUAGAUAAUGAUUUAUAGAUUAAAAGAUCAUGAUAACGUCGUGUAGUGCAAAUCGUGGACACUUGAAGUUUCGGAGACACAGCAUCCCAAGAUUGUGGUUCCCUUUUUUUUGUCUCUUUUUGUACUUUUUUUCAGUCCAUUGUUUAAUGAUUAAUUUUCUUUUGCA
This is a messenger RNA of Musa acuminata AAA Group (dessert banana), 1114 nucleotides long. RefSeq names its product ras-related protein Rab11C. Gene Ontology annotation, biological process: vesicle-mediated transport. Gene Ontology annotation, molecular function: GTPase activity; GTP binding. Bases 252 to 905 code for a protein of 217 amino acids. Gene Ontology annotation, cellular component: endosome. Lineage: Eukaryota; Viridiplantae; Streptophyta; Magnoliopsida; Zingiberales; Musaceae. The record is from RefSeq and is a predicted model, not a curated record. The transcript is spliced from 2 exons.